AUGAGUAUGCUUGAUCGCGUCUUCACCCCCGAGGAUUUGAAAAACGAAGUCGAAGAGCAUGUGAAGAGGUACCUUCGAUACUGUGAUGUUAGCUUAGACCCCGUUCUCCACGACUACGUGACGGAGCUGGCAGAGUCCAUUCAAACUUCCCAGUCAGCUGAAGAAGCUCGAGCGCUUGUGUUGCUGGAUGAAAUCGAUGAUGCCAAUGUUCGCGCAGACGCGACGUUAGCAUUGCUGCGGUCCGCCCUCCCACCGUACUCCCAAGCUCUGAAGAACUACGCUAACUCCACCAAAUCAUGGAAGACAGAGCGCCUUGAAGAGAUUGAGGAGCACCGGCGCUUGAUGGAGAUCCAAGAUAUGUUGACAAGGUAUGGCAUCACGGAAUUUGACAUUGCGGAUGCAAAAAGCGCGUCGCGAAUCGUUUCUCACAUCCUAAGUCAAGUUUCAAGACCCUCAGCGCUUACAGAUGCAAUGCUUCUGGUUGACGCCUACAGCGAUUUACACUGUGAUCGCGCAGCGGUUCGGUUCACGGAAAAUAUAUUGUCAAAUUCUGACGCUACGCUUGCGACGGAUGACGAUUCGUUCGUUUUGCAAGUUCUAGUGGCACUAGCUGCAGCCUACCUACUUGAGCUGAAAACAAUUAUGGAGUUGGCAGAUUCGACCCGAAGUGAGUCGCUGGCCGCAUACGUUGACAAUCCAACUUACUUGCUGUCCGAUGCUCUUGUGGAAGACUUACAGCGAAUCUGCCGUGUCGAGGCGAACCACGGGGUUCUGCUGUCGUUGUCUUUGUUGCGCGACCCUGCAAAGUGUGAAAUGAAGUUAAACCGGCUGAUAAAGCCUGAGGUGCUGUUUGCUGAGUACGGCGAUAAUGAUGGUGAGUCACGUGGGGACGGCUCAGUUGCAUAUGUUGGUAAAGGCAAAGGUAAAAAGCGUGCUCUCGCAUCGAAUGGACAAAGCUCAUCGGUGGGCACGAAAAGACAGCGUACAAACGAAGGUGCUGUUCGUCAGCCGUUGAACGAGGCGAAUCGCGAACUCCAACAAGAUGAUGAGAGGACUCGAAUGAUUUUUGACUUGAACCGAUUUGCGUCAGCGGUGGGGCUGGAGCCCAAGGUGUGCCAGUCUCUUAUUGCUCACAGCGCGGCUAAUAGUGGCUGUGUUUUGCAAGCUGUCCGAUUCUCCAGGGAUUUAUUUUCUCGAAGAGGAAACAGUGGUGUCGGUAACUCGAGCUCGACCAAUGCGUCGCUGCAGCUGGAACUUCAAAACACUUUUCACCCUGCUGAAACACUCAAGAAGAUCGCGAUAUCUCUUUCUUUGUAUACUUCAACGCACGUGAAAGAUAUUUACGAUACCCCCUUCACUCGAAGCCAACAGCUUCCUCCGGCUCAAGUGGCGCGUAUCCAAGCACCGAUCUAUACUUUGGAACUGUUGAAGUACUCGCUGUGCAUUUGUGACGAUGAAUCCUUCGACGAGAUAUUGAUCCUUCUCAAAAACACGAUGCUGGUAAACGAGGUUCUCCAAUUUACCCAGUACAAUGUCUUGGAAGGAAGAGCUGAUGAAGCGCGCUGGACGUUGUACCCUCGCUGGUAUCGAGGAGAUGCCUGCGUUUUGCCCAGUUACGAAUCGAUGAAGCUGGCGAUGCGCUUCGCGAUCGCCGAACACAAGAACCUUCGGCGUGACGCUGCGACCAGAGACACGAUUGCAUCGAAGCGCUAUGUGUCGUUUCUAGUUGAGCAAAGGGCUGACUUGCUUAGUCUGCAGGCGCUGCUGUCGAUGCAAGAGCUACCUGAAAACGCGGCGAGUGUGGUAAACACACAAAUGGGGAAACUGCUGUCUACUGUCUUCCAGUCACAGGAGAUCGACAACUACUUGGCCCUGGGGUUGAUGCUCGCUAUGAAGCAAGAAGAUGCCUUCCACGCGUUUCGACGGCAAAUUUCUCGCGAGAACAUAGCCAAGGACUUCUACCGUUUCCAACAACUGGCAUUUGUUGGUGCGGACGCUGCUCGGGCAUGGCAGCAGAUCGCAUUUUUGCACCAGUGCGUUGAGCUGGAAGGGAAUGCGAGGUGGUGGCAUUAUCUCAACUUGCUGGGUAUCGAGUGUGAUCACAAGGCGUUCCGGGGUGAACAUCGUGACUUGCCGUAUAUCCGCCGCCUCGUGCCAACUCUGAUUACUCGGAGCAACUACGAUUUCUAUACUGUGUUGGAAUUUACUCGCCACUACCAAAUUGAUGACAGCUUUCCUUCGCUAGUUUACGUGGAGACCCUGUUGUUGGAAGAGUCCGCGACGACUGAUCUGGAGUACCAAGACAAGAUCGUCGGCGUGAUAGACGACAUCCAUGAACAACAUUUGAUAAAGCUGCUGCUCAAGAUUAUUCGCAAGGUGUCAGGUCAGGACUACGACCGGCUAUUAUUUAUUUUUCGGCUGUUGCUUGAACAUACAUCGUACCGCGAGCGAGAAGAGGUGGAGCGACGCAUGGAAGUUCUACGCAACCUGAAAGCCUUUGCUGCGUUCCAAGGAAAGGGAAACCCCACGAGAAUCUCAUUCCAUGAGCUGAUUGCCGACCCGAGCGAAGUGCUGGCAAGGAUUGUGACGAAAGAGAACUUCAGUGCGUUGAUUGGCCUGGUCGACCCUCUUCGAAUGGAGCCCGACGAGUUGCAGAUGCUGCUACUGAAAAACAUGAUUACUUCAAACCUUCGGCGCACGAACUCUGAGGAGAAUACCAGGGGCACCAGCUUGGUCCAGUUCAGUGCGUUUGAGAGCAUCCUUGGGUGCUUGAGUGAUACUGAAAGCCGGGUUACUGCAGCUGAGUGGUUGGCUGAAAAUUUCCCACUAGGAGAUGACAAGCUUAAGGCGCUGGAGUUUGCUCUCAAGGCAGCACUUUCCGGUGGAAAUGGAUCAGAGGACCCCUGCAAUACCUCAUUUACUGGACAUGAAGCACUGACGAGGCUGGAAACCAAAAUUCUGCGAGUUAAGGUUGAGCUUCUUCUGCGAAGCGCUGGCUCUCAGUCAUCAAGUUUGGCUGAUGUCAUAGACGACAGGGAGAAGACAAAUGAAUUGCUGGCACUGGUGUCGGAGCCUAAGAAGCUCUUCCUGGAGUUGUACCGGCGAUAUGCGUUGUGGUUCUACACGCACAGCAAUGGCAUGCUCCACACGGUUGCCGAUAGCAUUGCAGAGCUGCUUAAUCUACCUCAGGCGCAGCUCCGCCUUGAUUUGAUUCGUGAAUGGCUAGUUAAGGAUGCUGUCCAUAUCGUCAAACAAGUAUCAAGCCAAGAUACCAACGAGGAACCCUUCGAGCUGCUGGACUCGGAGAAAUUGCAUCUGGCAGACGAAGACUACGGGAAAAGGAUACUGUACUUGGCGACUGCUUGUGUUAAGCGUGGUGAUUCCUUCGGCGAGCAGCUUUUGAGCUACCUCGUCGAGUUUGCGAAGGACGUGCGACCGCGUGCUGGUGUCACGUUCCGAGCUAAGAUGCGAGCACUUCGUGUAAUUCUGAAACUUGGUCAGCUCUACCACGAAGUCGUCAAAAGAUACGUGAUCACCAAGUACGACAUCGCGAGCUCGGACGCGUUCUUCAAGGAGCUGCUUGAGUUCACCAAGCAUUGUACGCACAUGAUGACGUUUGAAGAGCAUCGAGUGCCAUACGAAAUGCCUUUCGUGUUGAAGAGUGACAAGGAAGUGUUAGCGCGCAGUUUCCUUCGUCGAUUCCCGCCCAACGAGCCUUGGGUGCUGCGCUGUGCAAGUCAGCUCAUGCUCGACUUUGAAGUGGAAGCCUCCGACCUAUGGGAGGAGAUUCUGUCACGGAUGCUGCAAAUGAGCAUGGUGCGAUCGUUGGCGAACAUCAUGGGGCCGCUAAGUCGAAAAUCGUUCGUGAGAUCUCUGGAAUGUGGGCGGCAAGUAUGGGAAAACGUUUUGACCAUUCCGAUUACUUUGCUGAAGCAGAGGCACCAUAAUCAUGUGCUUCUGGCUUCCGAUACCCAAGAAGAGAGUACCUUGCGCUUUGCUGGCGUCGCGGUGCCUAGCAUACGCUCUGCGCUGGAUCGUGUCGUAGCCCUACUGCAAAGAUGCCCCUUCCUGGACCAAAUCGAUGUGCCUGUGUUUGUGAUCCACCUGCGAGAUCUGGCUGAACUGUGCGAGGAGGAGCCCAACGGAGCUGAGAUCAUAAAGCAACUGGAUGUGUUUGGCAUCGCGGUGAAGUGCGCCAUGAUCAUUCCGAAGCCGGUUGCUCGCUUUGAAGCUCUGGUGAGGAUUAUCCGAGCUGGUGCGUAUGGAUCGGUGUUACAGGAGUUGCUACACACUUCGUGCUUCCUUGAAGGCGACCAAGCCAUGGAAGAAGAGUUCGCAGACAACUUUCGCCUGGUACAGGAAAGCUUUUCCGAAGCAGCGAAACGAGAGGACUAUUCGGCCAUCCUGGGCACCCCAUUCGAGCAAGGCUUCGUGGAAUACCUCGCUGCUAUCGCCAACAUUGACUACCUGCUGGCCCAGCUGUAA
Phytophthora sojae is the source of this 4485-nucleotide messenger RNA. RefSeq lists its product as hypothetical. Gene Ontology annotation, molecular function: small GTPase binding. NCBI's taxonomy places the organism in Eukaryota, Oomycota, Peronosporomycetes, Peronosporales, Peronosporaceae. The coding region runs from base 1 to 4485 and encodes 1494 amino acids. The transcript has 4 exons. Gene Ontology annotation, biological process: mitotic spindle assembly checkpoint signaling; mitotic sister chromatid segregation; protein localization to kinetochore involved in kinetochore assembly. The record is from RefSeq and is a predicted model, not a curated record. Gene Ontology annotation, cellular component: kinetochore microtubule; RZZ complex; cytoplasm.